ACCCACUCCACCAUUCCCCAUUUCUCCCCUUUCUCCCCUGCUCUAUCCUCCCCUCGCUUCUAGAGCUCCGCCCGAGAGAGGCGAAUUCCAUGUUGGUCUAUGGAGUCCAGCUACGCAUUUCUCCGGCGAGCUACGGGUGGCCGGUGCGUGAUGGCGAGGACCACGGUGGCGAGCUCGGAGAGCAGCGGGAUGAUGUUGCGGCAGUCAGCGCGUGGCUCGGCCAGCGGAGCUGUUCGGGGGGCCUCCGCGCAUCGUUUGUGCGCGUGCGCUGCUUGCUCCCCGCGCCGCCGCGGCCGGCGACGAGUUCUCUCUCUCUCCCUCUCUCUCUCGACCAGAUCCGUUUUGACGUCUUUGUCCGUACAGAGGAGAUCAGCCGCCGUCGGUGGUUGCGGUGUUGAGGGCUUGCCGCAGGUGACCAGGGAGGACAAUGGCGGUGGAGGAGGCGAGAAUGGCACCUGGGCUGGCGGGCGCGUGGUGCUGAGCAGUGGCUCGCAGGCGCGGUUGCGGCGGCACGAUACUUGGCGCCCGCGGGGUGACCGGGUUGAGCCUGUUGCUCGCGGCGCACGGUGGCCAUGGUGAGUCGGCUGAUCACAGCAUCCAAUGGCAGCUCACCGAGACACACCGACGGAAGCGCAUGGAGAAGCACAACGCAUCUGCUGCUUUUUCGUUGCUGGCAUGCGCUCCUGAAGCGGGAAGCUCCAGCCUAUGUGGUAGGAAUGUGUCGUAGUUUUGGGUUCUCCACUUAGAUACCACAAAAUACCUAGUUGUUCUUUUUAGUCAGAGAACGGUGCUUUUUUUGUCCAGUUUCCUGCUCAUGGAGCACAAUGUUGCAUUUUCUAGUGACCAUGUCAAAUUUUUGUAACAAUGGCAUGGCGAAAUUAUUUCUUUUUUGCAACACGGCAAAAUUACCAUGUUUUUGCCAUGGCAAUUUUACCUUUUCUCUUGCCAAUGCAAAUUUGCCUUUUUUAAAGUGCCAUGCUAAAUUAACCUUUUUCUGUUUUGUCGUGGCAACUUAACAUUUACAUACAUGGCAAUUUACACUUUUUACAUAAAUGGCAACUGUUUUUACUUUUACUCUUUGCUCAUGGCAAAUUUACUUCUUUACUUGCCAUGGCAAAUAACUUUUACAUCCAUGUCAAAUUUUACUUUUUAUUUGCCAUGGCAUUUUUCAAUCCACAUUUUUUUUGUGUCUUCAUGUAUAUAGUAAAAUAUCAUCACAAUAAAAUUAACUUUUUUAUUUUUGCCAUAUGGAAAAAUUACCUUAAUUGACAUGUCAAAUUUACCUUAAUUGCCAUGGCAACUCUUAACUUUUAUUGCCAUGGCAAUUUUUAUUUUUUAUUUUUGACACGACAAUUUUACCUUAAUUUACAUGGAAAAUUUACCUAUACUGCCAUGGCAAAUAUUUAAAUUUUAUUGCCAUGGAAAAUUAACUUUUUUUGCCAUGGAAACUCUUAACUUUUAUUGCCAUGACAGUUUUUACUUUUUAUUUUUGACAUGGCAAAUUUCCAUAUGUCGCCAUGACAAAUAUUUAAAUUUAUUGCCAUGGCAAAUUAAACAUUUUUCCCAUGGCAAAUUUUUAUUUCAUUCACUAUAUAGCAUGGCAACUUUUUGGUCGUGUAGUCUGGAUUUCCUUAUUUAUCAUGAGUGUUUUUUUGCCAUAUUUUUUCAACAAAAUCCAUUUACCAGUUACAUUUGCUCAAAAAGAUGCCUUGUGUUUUAGUGAAAAAAACUCCUAAGUUUGCCAUCUAUUUUUGAAGAAAAACUUACUAAAUUUGCCAUGUGUAAACAUUUCAUUAUAGGUAGUGCAAUAAUUUUAUUUAGUUUUUAAUCCAUGGUAAUUUUAUGUUUUGAAAUCAUGGGCCAUAGCAAAUUCCCUUCUUUUUCUUUAAUUUUCAUGAUGGAAAUUUUAUUCUUUAGUGUCAUGGCAAUUGUAUGUUUUUAACAUGGCAAUUUAUACUACCACACCAUGGCAAAUUCCUCACACACAAUUUUGUGUUCAAAUUGUGCAUACAAUUUAAUUAAAAAUAUCAUGGCAUUUUUUACUAUGAAUUUUGCAUGGCAUUUUGUUUUGUUUGUAUGAUGAAAAUUGCCAUGACUAUUUUCCUUUUGGGUCGUUGAAAGAAACAAUUUCUUUUUACCCAUGGCAUUUUUUGUGCUUUAACGUUGAUGCCUUUUUUUUCGUAGCACUGCAAAAUCUGGGCUUUAAUCUGGCCCAACAUAGAAACAGUCGGGCUUUUUUCGCUACCAGCUGUAGGGUCGACAGGGAGGGGCGUUCGGGCUUGGGGGGCUCUCCUCCCGAACGAAUGCCCCCUCCACUACGAACGAGUCGUUCGGUCUGGAGUUCGUGCGUUAUUGACGUCCACCCCGCUCCGCCGCCGCCUCCGCUUUGCCCCUGACGCUGCAACCGCUACCGUCGCCAUGGACCCGGUCAAGUCGGCGGAACUUCAGGCGCAGCUUAAGGAGAUGAGGGCGGAGCUGAAGGAACGAUCUCUCCCCGGCGCCAAGGUCACCAAGGGUCCCCCCUCCGAGAUCCUCCCUUUUCUCGCGGAGGUGGUGAAGAAGAACAGGGCGGAGCUGCGGGAGGCGUACAGCAACCUCGAACCACCCAUCCUCCGUCUCAACUCCCGGCAAGACCCGUGCGCAUCACCACCAGGUGUUGUCAUGCUCUCAGCUUUCUCUGAAGAUGGAGAGGGAAAGGAAGCAUAAGAACUACUUCUCCAUGAGGAAGUAUAAUAAAGGCCUAGGUCAGGACUGCGAUGCAAAGCCUAGCAUAGUGUGGAAGUAUUUUGUGUUUGCUAUGUUGUUACCUGAAAUGCCUAGAUUGGUUUCAGUGGCAUAUUCUAUUGACACUGAAAUCUUACAUGUUUCGUGGGAGCUUUGCUUUGUCUUUGUGAAAUCUUACUUGUUUUGUGGAUGAGAAUGAAGUUGUCCUGCUUUUGCUCCAAAUGUUUCUAUUUCCAUCUUCCAUGCUAGACGGCUACUCAUAAUAACACUUUUAAACCCAUACGUCAAGAUUCUGCUCAA
Triticum aestivum (bread wheat) is the source of this 3024-nucleotide messenger RNA. RefSeq lists its product as uncharacterized. NCBI's taxonomy places the organism in Eukaryota, Viridiplantae, Streptophyta, Magnoliopsida, Poales, Poaceae. The record is from RefSeq and is a predicted model, not a curated record. The coding region runs from base 2419 to 2706 and encodes 95 amino acids. The transcript has 4 exons.